This is a messenger RNA of Camelina sativa (false flax), 882 nucleotides long. RefSeq names its product auxin-responsive protein IAA15-like. Gene Ontology annotation, cellular component: nucleus. The record is from RefSeq and is a predicted model, not a curated record. Lineage: Eukaryota; Viridiplantae; Streptophyta; Magnoliopsida; Brassicales; Brassicaceae. Gene Ontology annotation, biological process: regulation of DNA-templated transcription.
ACUAAGUAUAGAGAGCGACUAUAAAAUCCAAAGUUGGAAACCUUUACAGUCUCAUACACACUCAAGCCAAAAUUUAGUGUCAUAUUGUCUCAUCACUUUCCGCACAUUUAUUCUUAACUUUUAUAAAUAGAUUAAGAAGAUAAAGAGACGACAGUUAAUGUCACCGGAGGAAUACGUCAGGGUUAGGCCGGAUUCCGGUGGUGAUCUUGGAGGAACUGAGCUGACCCUAGCUUUACCCGGCACUGCGACAAAUACAUCAUCGGACGGUCCAAAAAAGCACGGACACAAACGUAGAUUCCUCGAGACCAUUGAUUUAAAACUCAGGAAAGACGACCAAGAGAAUAAUAAUAAUAUUAUCUCAAGCAUGAUAACUAUUAAUGACCAGUUGGUGGGGUGGCCGCCGGUAGCGACGGCGAGGAAAACAGUGACGAUGACGGUGAAGCGGAAAUACGUGAAAGUGGCAGUGGACGGUGCGGCGUAUCUCAGAAAAGUUGAUCUUGAGAUGUACGAUUGCUACGGACAACUUUUCACCGCUCUAGAAAACAUGUUUCAGGGGAUAAUAACAAUAUGUAAAGUGACGACGGAGUUGGAGAGGAAGGGCGAGUUUGUGGCUACUUACGAAGAUAAGGACGGUGACUGGAUGUUAGUCGGAGAUGUGCCGUGGAUGAUGUUUGUGGAAUCGUGCAAACGUGUGAGGUUGAUGAAAAGAUAGAGAAAACAAACAGACGUACUAGUUUACACCUUUGCCAGGGUGAUCAGUCUCGUUUCUUCACGUAUAUCUAGUUAGUAGACUCAGAAAGGCAUUGUAUGGACUAAAACAAAACUCCGGCUCUUUUUCCUCAUAGUAAUUAUUUUCUUAUAUAGGCGAUUCGACGAUUUCUA